UAUUUUAAGUUAAAAUUGACUAGUAGUCUAGUAUUGAACUAUUGAUUAAGAGAAUCUUCCAACUUGAUUACUUCCUAUUUACUUACGUUUCCGUAUGACUCUUAACGCUCCAUCAUUUUAGUUCCAGAAAAUAACACUAAAACAAGACCAUCUUCAGUUUUCUAGACCUCUGACACAUUUUCUUUCCUUGUGAAAGAAAAGAAACUCAGCAAGAGCGAGAGAGAGAGAGAGAGAGACAGAGAUGGAGAAGAAGAGAGGGCAUGUGCUAGCAGUGCCUUUCCCAAGCCAGGGACACAUCACACCGAUGCGCCAAUUCUGCAAAAGACUUCACUCCAAAGGUUUCAAAGCCACUCACACUCUAACCGCUUUCAUCUUCAACACGGUCCACCUCGACCCAUCUAGCCCCAUCUCCGUUGCCAAAAUCUCCGACGGCUACGACCAGGGAGGCUUCUCAUCAGCCGGAUCAGUCCCCGAAUACCUCCAGAACUUCAAAACCUUUGGCUCCAAAACCGUCGCUGACGUCAUCCGCAAGCAUCAGGCUAGCGACGACCCCAUCACUUGUAUCGUCUACGAUUCUUUCAUGCCUUGGGCGCUCGACCUCGCGAGGGAGUUUGGUUUAUACGCGGCGCCUUUCUUCACGCAGUCUUGUGGUGUUAACUAUGUGAACUAUCUUUUUUACGUGAACCGUGGAAGCUUGAAUCUUCCCAUAAAGGAUUUGAGUUUUCUUGAGCCUCAAGACUUGCCUACUUUCGUCACCCCUACUGGGUCCCACCUUGCUUACUUUGAGAUGGUGCUUCAGCAGUUCACCAACUUCAAAGAGGCUGAUUUCGUACUCGUUAAUUCCUACAAGGAGCUCGAUGUUCAUGAGGAAGAGUUGUUGUCAAAAGUUUGUCCUAUAUUGACAAUAGGACCGACUGUUCCAUCAAUGUACUUAGACCAACAAAUCAAAUUAGACAACGAUAAUGAUUUGAACCUCUUUGACUCCAAAGAGGCUGCCUUAUGCACUGCUUGGCUCAACACAAGGCCAGAAAGGUCAGUGGUGUAUAUAGCGUUCGGGAGCAUGGCUCAGCUGAGCAGCGUGCAGAUGGAAGAGCUUGCUUCGGCCGUAAGAAGCUUCAGCUACCUGUGGGUGGUCAGAGCUUCAGAGGAGUCAAAGCUCCCAUCAGGGUUUCUUGAAUCAGUGGAUAAAGAUAAGUGUUUGGUUUUGAGGUGGAGUCCUCAACUUGAAGUUCUGUCAAACAAAGCAGUCGGUUGCUUCAUGACCCACUGUGGCUGGAACUCGACCAUGGAAGGAUUGACUCUAGGGGUUCCCAUGGUGGCUAUGCCUCAGUGGACCGAUCAACCGAUGAAUGCAAAGUACAUACAAGAUGUGUGGAAGGUUGGGGUUCGUGUGAAGGCGGAGAAAGAGACUGGGGUUGCAAUGAGAGAGGAGAUUGAGUUUAGCAUUAAGGAAGUGAUGGAAGGAGAGAAGAGCAAAGAGAUGAAGAAGAAUGCAAUGAAAUGGAGAGACUUGGCUGUCAAGUCACUCAGUGAAGGAGGCUCUACAGAUAUCAAUAUUAACAUAUUUGCAUCAAAGAUUCAAACCAAAUAAGUAACUUACAUGAUGAGGUAGCAAAGUUCUCUGCUUCUAAUUCCUAUGUGGAUCUAUCUGUUUUCCUCAUUCAGAAUAAUUUUCUAAGUUGAUUCUUCUUUAGUGUUACAAAAAAAAAAUUGAUUUUUCUUUAGUUUGUAUUUUCAUCAUGUGUUUACUUCUCAACCUCCUCAAUAAAAUCACACAAGGAAAAUAUUGCAAUA
Brassica rapa (field mustard) is the source of this 1794-nucleotide messenger RNA. RefSeq names its product flavonol 7-O-beta-glucosyltransferase UGT74F1. Gene Ontology annotation, molecular function: quercetin 3-O-glucosyltransferase activity; quercetin 7-O-glucosyltransferase activity. The record is from RefSeq and is a predicted model, not a curated record. Lineage: Eukaryota; Viridiplantae; Streptophyta; Magnoliopsida; Brassicales; Brassicaceae.